Molecule: messenger RNA, 621 nt
Organism: Scatophagus argus
Lineage: Eukaryota; Metazoa; Chordata; Actinopteri; Scatophagidae
Gene: snrpf
Product: small nuclear ribonucleoprotein polypeptide F
Exons: 4
Coding region: 156-416 (86 amino acids)
Biological process (GO): mRNA splicing, via spliceosome; spliceosomal snRNP assembly
Cellular component (GO): catalytic step 2 spliceosome; U1 snRNP
Molecular function (GO): RNA binding
Source: RefSeq, a predicted model, not a curated record
CGGCAGUGUGUCAAAACAUGACGGCUCCUUCCAGGUCAAAGUGCUGCACUUCCUGUUCGGCGGUAAAGCGUGUUCUGGUUUGCGAACUGCAAACGUUAUUGUACAAAAUAGUCGUAUAAUUUACUAAUUCCCAGACCGCAUUAAAAAGAGCAGAUAUGAGUUUACCUCUGAACCCAAAGCCAUUCCUGAACGGCCUGACAGGCAAGCCAGUGAUGGUGAAACUGAAGUGGGGAAUGGAGUACAAAGGCUACCUGGUGUCAGUGGACGGGUACAUGAAUAUGCAGCUGGCAAACACAGAAGAGUAUGUGGAUGGAGCAUUGGCGGGUCAUCUUGGUGAAGUGCUCAUCAGGUGCAAUAACGUUUUGUACAUCAGAGGUGUAGAGGAAGAGGAAGAAGAUGGAGAAAUGAGGGAGUGAUGUUGAUGAAGAGGACCCCGCCUGUUCUGUCUAAGUGCGAUUGUAGUUGAGUUGAUGUGUGUUUGUGUUUUCACCAUGUGAAACAAAUGAACGUUUGGGGCGUUUUUUUCUUUCUUUUCUUUUUUUUUUUUUACUGUAUGUGAGGCCAAUUUUGUGUUGUAACUUUUGUGAUAGAAACACAAUAAAUCAUUAUACCCUUUCUUAA